Messenger RNA from Panicum hallii, 2464 nucleotides. RefSeq names its product cytochrome P450 734A4-like. The coding region runs from base 354 to 2003 and encodes 549 amino acids. The record is from RefSeq and is a predicted model, not a curated record. Gene Ontology annotation, molecular function: oxidoreductase activity, acting on paired donors, with incorporation or reduction of molecular oxygen; heme binding; iron ion binding. Gene Ontology annotation, biological process: brassinosteroid homeostasis; brassinosteroid metabolic process. The transcript is spliced from 5 exons. NCBI's taxonomy places the organism in Eukaryota, Viridiplantae, Streptophyta, Magnoliopsida, Poales, Poaceae.
AAACUUCCUCGUCGUCUCGCCUGAGCAGCAGGAGCAAGAUGCCACGUCAGCAGGCUGACAUGGUCAAGUGCAUGCGGGAAGGUGCCGAGCAGGCUCAAGCAAGCGUUCGUUGACUCCUCCCCGGGUGUGUGGGGGCGGCGGGGCCCGCCGCCGCCGGCAGCUCUGCUAUAUAACGGCCUCCGGCUUCCCGCCCUCCUGCUUGACCGCUCAUCGUCAUCACCUCCAAACAAAACAGCCUUGCUGCAGUGGCCGGGACAAGCACCCGCGAAAGCAGGCGCCGUGUUUCCUUGCUUCCUUCCCGGCGGCACCCUCGACCUCUCUGGUUCCGGAAGCAGGGGAGGCGCGCGCGAUCGAUGGGGGUGGCGGCGGCGGGGUACUCGCCGGGGUGGUGGUGGACGGCGGGGGUCGUCGCGGCGGGGGCGUGCCUGCUCCUCCUCCUGCACGUGGCGGCGCGGGUGGCGGACGCGCUCUGGUGGCGCCCGCGGCGGCUGGAGGCGCACUUCGCGCGCCAGGGCGUGCGGGGCCCGCCCUACCGGUUCCUCCUCGGCUGCGUCACGGAGAUGGUCGCGCUCAUGGCGGAGGCCGCCGCCAAGCCCAUGUCGCCGCCGGACUCGCACGACGCGCUGCCCCGGGUGCUCGCCUUCUACCAUUACUGGAGGAAGAUCUACGGGCCGAUGUUCUUGAUAUGGUUCGGGCCGACGCCGCGGCUGACGGUGGCGGACCCGGAGCUGGUCCGGGAGAUCCUCCUGACGCGCGCGGACGCGUUCGACCGCUACGAGGCGCACCCCGUGGUCCGGCAGCUCGAGGGCGACGGCCUCGUCAGCCUCCACGACGACAAGUGGGCGCUCCACCGCCGCGUCCUCACCCCGGCCUUCUUCCCCGACAACCUCAACCGGCUGGCGCCGCACGUCGGCAGGUCGGUGGCGGCGCUGGCGGAGCGGUGGCGGGCGAUGGCCUCCGCCGCCGGCGGCGAGGUGGAGGUGGACGUGGCGGAGUGGUUCCAGGCGGUGGCCGAGGAGGCCAUCACGCGCGCCACGUUCGGGCGCAGCUAUGACUCCGGCCGCGUCGUGUUCCGCAUGCAGGCGCGCCUCAUGGCCUUCGCCUCCGAGGCCUUCCGCAAGGUCCUCGUCCCCGGCUACCGGUUCCUGCCGACCAAGAAGAACCGGCUGUCGUGGAGCCUGGACAGGGAGAUCAGGCGGGGGCUCGUCACGCUCAUCGGCCGCCGCAGCGACGAGGCCGAGGAAGACGAAGACGCGGGCCUCAACGACAAGGGGAGCAACGGCUUCCGGGACCUGCUGGGGCUCAUGAUCAAUGCGGGCGGCGGCAAGAAGGCGCCGGCGAUACCCGUGGCGGACAUGCUGGAGGAGUGCAAGACGUUCUUCUUCGCCGGCAAGCAGACGACCACCAACCUCCUGACCUGGGCCACCGUGCUCCUCGCCAUGCACCCGGACUGGCAGGAGCGCGCCCGCCGGGAGGUCCUCGCCGUGUGCGGCGCCGACGAGCUCCCGUCCAAGGAGCACCUCCCCAAGCUCAAGACGCUGGGCAUGAUCCUGAACGAGACGCUCCGCCUGUACCCGCCGGCGGUGGCCACCAUCCGCCGCGCGAAGCGCGACGUCGUCCUCGGCGGCCUGUCCGUCCCGCGGGACACCGAGCUGCUGAUCCCGAUCAUGGCGAUGCACCACGACGCCGCGCUCUGGGGCCCCGACGCCGCGCGGUUCGACCCGGGCCGCUUCGCCGGCGGCGCGGCGAGGGCGGCGGCGCAUCCGCUGGCGUUCGUCCCCUUCGGCCUCGGCCCCCGGAUGUGCAUCGGGCAGAACCUGGCGCUCCUCGAGGCGAAGCUCACGCUGGCGGUGCUGCUCCAGCGGUUCCAGCUCGCGCGGUCGCCCAACUACGUGCACGCGCCGACGGUGCUGAUGCUGCUGCACCCGCAGUACGGCGCCCCGGUGAUCUUCCGGCCGGUGGUCUCACCGUCCGAGCGACCGGCGCCGGGGAUGGCAGCUUGAUGCCAAGAAGAUGACCCUGAUCGAUGUGCAUACGAGUAGUAGCGACUAGUGAAUAGUGAUAGAGAGCAACAGAACAGCCAAGGAAAUUAGACCGCUAAUUUCUUCGAGAAAAAAUUAGACCGCUAACAAAAAGCUUGUCCAGUCCUGUCCUGUCGUGGCAUGGCAUGGCCGGUGGCCGGCGGCCGGACCUCCCUGCCUGCCUCCUGGGCCGGCCGGCUGGUUGCCGGAAAUGCCCCUCCGGUGGUAGACUAGACCAGACUCCAGAGCAGAAGAGUGGCAGCGACUUUUGGACCUGACGAUGGCGUGGAGCAACACCAGCAAACCAACCCCACAUCUGCUGUCGGGUCGGUUCCAUUUGUUGGCUUCUCCUUCCCCGGAUUCUUUUCUCAUGUCUAUGUGUGUAUGCAGAACAGGCUUAGUAUUUGUUUGUUCGUUUUAUUUAUAUAUAUGUAUUUACAAAA